Molecule: messenger RNA, 1234 nt
Organism: Chlamydomonas reinhardtii
Lineage: Eukaryota; Viridiplantae; Chlorophyta; Chlorophyceae; Chlamydomonadales; Chlamydomonadaceae
Exons: 5
Coding region: 342-872 (176 amino acids)
Biological process (GO): proton transmembrane transport
Cellular component (GO): proton-transporting V-type ATPase, V0 domain
Molecular function (GO): proton-transporting ATPase activity, rotational mechanism
Source: RefSeq, a predicted model, not a curated record
GGCUAGUUGUUCUGGGCUCAAGGCAAAGAGACCACGCUGCCUGUAACCUGAAAAUCGAAAGAGCAGAAUCGCUGGCAGAGCCUUUUGCCAAACGACCUGUCAACCGCGCAUUCAAUGCAGUAGACGGUAAUGCCAUAGAUUAGAAGCAAAAGCGCACGGCAGGUUUAGGCAUGAAGGAUAAGUCGCAGGACUUCCAUCGGGGGCAUGGGCGGGGGGAGGGCCGCGUUUUGUGCUUGACUGGAGCGCCUCCCUGCCAGAGCUUACAACACAUACUUUGUUGGCCUACUGCAGCCAAGCUUUCCUAGCCUAGUUGCUGUGUUUGUAGCACAACUCGCAGCAAGAUGGACCACUACCGCUCUCUGCUUCAGGAGACCGCGGCGUCCAACCAGGACACCGCGCCGUUCUUCGGCUUUAUCGGCGCUGCCGCUGCCCUGGUCUUCUCUUGCAUGGGCGCCGCGUAUGGCACUGCCAAGUCGGGCGUGGGCAUUGCCUCCAUGGGUGUCAUGCGCCCUGAGCUGGUCAUGAAGAGCAUUGUGCCCGUGGUCAUGGCUGGUGUGCUCGGUAUCUACGGCCUGAUUAUUGCUGUGAUCAUCUCCACCGGCGUUAACCCCGCCACCUACAAGCUCUACGAUGGCUUUGCUCACCUGGCCUCGGGCCUGGCUUGCGGUCUCGCCGGUCUGGCUGCGGGUAUGGCGAUUGGCAUCGUUGGCGACGCCGGUGUGCGCGCUAACGCCCAGCAACCCAAGCUGUUCGUCGGUAUGAUUCUGAUUCUGAUUUUCGCUGAGGCGCUCGCUCUUUACGGCCUGAUUGUGGGUAUCAUUCUGUCGUCCAAGGCUGGCGCUUCUGCCGCUGCCCCUCCCGCCGCCCUCUAAGCAGCGGACAGCAUUAUGCAAGGCUAAAUCGUGCUUCACAUGUCGGGGGCGGGGUCUCGGAACUUUCGUGUGCUAGGUUCGUCCGCGGGGCGUCACUUGGGAGGCUGGGCCAGGGGGCUAAGGGUUUAGGCUGUCGGUCGCAAAUUGCGGCGGCUAGCGGUAGGUCAGACCAGGGGGGCAUCGCGAGGUCUGUGGUGCGGUGUGCGUGCGACGGGGUGUACAAUAGGGACUAACUGAGAGCGAAGCGUGCGGGCCACAUCACAAGUUAUGACUCACAUCCGACCAGUGGUGCGUCCCUGGUUCUUCCAACGCCUGAAAGGCACUGACAGCGUGGUACCCGAGUUUUGUAACGCUUUCUUGUG